Molecule: messenger RNA, 2184 nt
Organism: Cyprinodon tularosa
Lineage: Eukaryota; Metazoa; Chordata; Actinopteri; Cyprinodontiformes; Cyprinodontidae
Gene: klhl30
Product: kelch-like family member 30
Exons: 8
Coding region: 205-2004 (599 amino acids)
Molecular function (GO): protein binding
Source: RefSeq, a predicted model, not a curated record
CAGACGGAGCAGACCAACAGGCUGUCCUCCCCAGUGACUUAGCAAACAUUUGCCAUGUUGCCCACUCCAUGUUGAUCUAAGCCUCAGGAACCAUACUUUCUUUUCGACUUAAAGAUGAUCCCUCUUUUACCUUUAGUCCAUCUUGGGUAAGUGCUGACCUGCUGGCUGAAGAAAUUACAUUUCCAUUUUGAAAUAAGGUGGAUCAUGGUGCGUAAUGUGGAUGAUCUGGACUUCUGCCUGUCCUCCCACCCUCAGAGCAUCCUGGAAGGCUUGCGUUCGCUCUGCUCGCACCCCAAACUGGUGGAUGUGACACUGAGUGCAGGAGGAAGGGAUUUCCCCUGCCACCGAGGGGUUCUGGCACUCUGCAGCAUGUACUUCCGCUCUAUGUUCUCGGGGGACUUUGUGGAGAGCAUAGCUGCUCGCGUGGAGCUUCAGGAUGUUGAUCCCAACAUCCUCAGCUGCUUGCUGGACUUUGCCUACACUGGAAAACUGACAAUAAACCAGAGCAACGUGGAGGGCUUGAUUUGCACCUCCAGCCAACUGCAGUUCCAGACGGUGCGAGCUGUGUGCAGCCGAUACCUCCAGCAUCAGAUGGAUGCGACCAACUGCCUGGGAAUCCUGGAGUUUGGAGAGAUCCACGGCUGCCCUGAAGUCAUGGCCAAAGCGUGGGCCUUCCUCCUGGAGAACUUUGAGGCCGUGCAACAGGGUGAGGAGUUCUUAUUUUUGGGAAAAGAUCGGCUGAUCUCCUGCUUGUCUGAUGAUGGACUAAAAAUCCGCUCUGAGUGCGCACGUGUGGAGGCCAUCCUGAAAUGGGUCGGGCAUCAGAGAGACUCUCGACUGUGCCACUUACCUGAACUUUUCAACCUGUCGCAUUCGUCCCUGCUGAGCCUGAACUACCUGACUGACACCCUGCUGAAAGACAGCCUCAUCCAGGCCUCUCCAAGCUGCAGGGAAGCAGUUGAAAAAGUUUGCAGAGAGAAGCAAGAUUUAACUCAAGAAUAUUCUGAAAGACCAAGUCUUCACAGUCCUCAACCAAACUUACAAGAAGUACUGUUUGUGAUGGGAGGACGUUCACUUGAGGAUGAGGAUGACGAUGAGUCAGACGAGGAUGAAGACACGGAUCCAAGACUUCAGAGGUUGCCCUCCAAAAACUGUGCCUUCUACAACACAAAGACAAAAAAGUGGCAUGAGCUGCCUAACUUUCCUAAUCCCAACAAGUGGGGCUAUGCCAUGGUGUCUCUAAACAACGAUGUUUAUGUUACAGGGGGCUCGCGAGGUUCAAACACCAACUCGUGGUCGACCACAGAGACCUGGAAGUACAUCACUAGAGAAGGGAGAUGGGUGACUGUGGCACCGAUGCUACGGCCUCGGACAAACCACACAUCGGCAACGCUUAAUGGCGAGCUUUAUGUAAUUGGAGGUACAACCUCGGCACAAGUUGAGGUCGAGCAUUAUGACCCUUACACUGACACCUGGGCUUUGACGUGUCCUGCUUUAAAAUAUGUGACAAACUUUACGGCCACAGCUUGUUUUGGAAAGCUUUAUGUUAUUGGAUCGUGUGCAGUGAAGUACAACGCCCUGACCAUGCAGUGUUACAACCCUGUCAUAGAUGCUUGGAUUAGUAUAGGAUCACCCUUUAUCCCUAAGUAUUUGUCUUCACCCCGUUCAGUCUGCAUGGAUGGGAUUAUAUACCUGGUGGCUGAUAACACAAAGAAAGUUUACUCAUAUGAUCCAGAGGCAAACAUGUGGCAGAAGGUCCAGCUUCUUCACAUGCUCCAUGAAAACGGCGGCCUAGUAUCCCUGGAUGGAAAGCUGUAUGUCACAGGCGGCCACUGGAAAGGAAUGGAGGGAGACUACGGGGUGGAAGUGGAGGUUUACAACCGAGCCUCCAACACCUGGGAUUUGGAGUGUUUCCUCCCAAGACUAUGGUUCUACAGCGGCGUAUGCACCAUAUAUCUGGAUCCAUCCCAGUGGCCUGAGCUUCCACCUUUGGAGUCCACAUAAAUUCCCAUCAAGGAUUAAUUGUUUCACUUUUGGAGUCAAUGAGUUCAGAGACAUAUUACACUCGUGUCUAUAUUUAGAGUGCAAACAUUAUGUCAAUCCCAGGAUGUCAUUUGUGCCAAAAAUAGUUUGUUACAUGAUCCUCGAUUAUUCUUAAAGCAUUAACACAUGUUGAGUGCUCAA